CCAAAUGGAACAGCCAAAUCAUCUCUUAUCAAAUAACAUUGUGAUACUCAAAUCAAAACUAUAUAAAUAGCCUUUGUCAUUAAUAAAGACUUCAGUAUUUAUUAAAUUUAUCAAUUCAUUACAUGUCUUGUUUUUUGUAAUAAAAAUGCCGUUGUUUAGUGGUAGAUGUUACAGUACCGCAAAAUUAAUUGGAAAAACUGCGAUUAUAACGGGAAGUAAUACGGGGAUCGGAAAAGAAACGGCUUUAGAUUUCUAUAAAAGAGGUGCUAGAGUAAUAUUGGCAUGUCGAAGCUUGGAAAGAGGUGAAGAAGCGAAGAAAGAAAUAGAGGAAAAAUGUAAAGAUUUAUCGGAAACUGGUACCUUGGUACUAGAGAAAUGUGACCUAUCUUCUUUAAAGUCUGUCCGUGAUUUCACCCAGAAAGUGUUAGACACAGAACCUCAUGUUAACAUUUUAGUUAACAAUGCAGGUGUUAUGAUGUGUCCUAAAGGUGAAACUGAAGAUGGUUUUGAAACACAAUUUGGAACCAAUCACUUAGGUCACUUUCUGCUUACUAUGUUGCUUCUGCCGCGCAUAAGAAACAGUGUUCCAGCCAGAAUAGUAACUGUUUCAUCCAAAGCACAUACAAGAUAUGGCAUUAACUUUGAUGAUUUGAAUUACAAGAAGAGACCAUAUAGUGCCAUGGAGGCAUAUUCACAAAGCAAACUUGCUAAUGUGUUAUUCUCCAGGGAAUUGGCAGCAAAACUUAAAGAACAUAACAUAGAAGGAGUUAAUACAUACAGUCUUCACCCAGGGAUAAUUAAAACUGAGCUUGGCCGUCACAUGAAUGACACACUGUUCAGGGGUGCUAGAACACUAUUUGGUACCUUAAUCGGUCCAUUCAUGAAAUCUGCCGAACUUGGUGCUCAGACCACAAUAUAUUGCUCUGUUGAUGAAAAAUGUGCCAAUGAAACUGGAUUAUAUUACAGUGAUUGUGUUGUUACAUCUCCACAUCGCAAUGCUUUAAAUGAUGAGCAUGCAAAGAAGCUUUGGGACAUUUCAAUGGGCCUGGUGGGCAUUCAGGACUACAAUCCAUUUACAGCAAAUGACCAGGGAGUGAAGAACAAAAACUAAUUAUUGUAUUGUUAUAUAAUAGUUUUUUGCACAUUUAUUGUAAUCAUUUUUGUACGCACAAAUGUAUGACAUAGAUUUUAAGAAAUAAUUUCUUUACUUAUAUUUCAAUUGUUCUCAUAAUUCUCCACUUAUUUUUUACUACUUGCACAAUUUUCUAAGCCU
Messenger RNA from Papilio machaon (common yellow swallowtail), 1273 nucleotides. RefSeq names its product retinol dehydrogenase 12. The record is from RefSeq and is a predicted model, not a curated record. Bases 146 to 1111 code for a protein of 321 amino acids. The transcript is spliced from 5 exons. NCBI's taxonomy places the organism in Eukaryota, Metazoa, Arthropoda, Insecta, Lepidoptera, Papilionidae.